AUGACGCAACCAGACUCGAUACGACGAGAGCUGAUGGAGGCAGGACCGGGUGGCCUGCCAGCCCGUCGCAUCCUGGCUGUCGUGACAACCGGCGGCUUUACGCAUGCAGGCAGGUGCUCGCUUACGCCAAUCCUGGAGGUGUGUCGGCUACUAGCAGCCCGUGGUCAUACGGUUGAGUUUGCCACUCUGGGCGGCCAGGAGUCGUGGGCCAGCGGCUGUCCGUUUCUAUCGGCCGUGCACGUCUUUGAUGGCCGCUGCCCGACAGACGAGCAAACAGAGGCACACUACCGCCGUAUGCUCGACUGGGACCCAAGCCAGGGCCUCGGCCCCAUCAUGCAGUCCAAGUACCUUUGGGACUCCUUUUGGACGGCCGAGUACGCCGGGCUGAAGCAGCUUGUUAACCAGUCGACACGGCCGCCCAACCUUAUCCUAGCCGACUUUUUUGCCGAGGCCGCUGCUAAGGACAUGAUGGUCCAGUUUGGCAUCCCUGUAGCCGUUAUGUGGCCGCAGAUGCCCUUUUUAAUGGCCCCGGUGCCGUAUAUCCCUGGCCAGCCCGGCUUCCAGGUUGAUAUGACCCUUACGUCCGAACACGCAUCUGUUUGGUCCCGGCUGCGCAACGAGCUUGUCGUCCUCAAGGCCCUGCCGGCUAUCCUUGCUUGGAUGGAAUGGACUAAACGCAUGCGCCGUGCUGCUGGCGUUACCUGGCGUUCGCCUGCUGGCCCUAAGCCUGGCUAUCUUAUCCUGGUCAACUCCUUCUUUGGGCUUGAGGUGCCUAAGGACCUGCCGCCUUUAAUCGCCCCUGUUGGCCCUAUCCUUGACGACGACUAUCCGCCGCUAUCGCCCCCUUUUGCCGACUUCCUCCGCACCCAUAACCGCACCCUUUAUGUCGCCCUCGGCACCCAUAUUCUAUUGCCUACUUCCUCCCUACACACUAUCCUCUAUGGCCUUAUACUCGCUCUCGACGCCGGUUAUAUUAACGGCGUUAUCUGGUCUAUCGGCCAGAAACUGCGCGACGCCUUUAACCGCUCUGCUUUGCUUGCCCGCUCUGGCCAAUAUUCGUCCAAGACUCUCUGUGUCGGUGACUUUCUUGACGGGAAGCAUGCCGACGAGUUCCUCUUCCCACUCUUUGCCCCUCAGCGCGCCGUCCUUGACCAUCCUCACUGUCGCCUCUAUCUUACCCACGGCGGCGGAUCGUCAGCCAACGAGGCCCUCUUCCACGGGACGCCCGUCUUAACACUCGGCUUCUUCUUCGACCAGCUUUGCAACAGCGCCCGUCUAGCCGCUGCUGGUGUCGGCCUUCAGCUCGACAAGGCUAACUUUAGCUCCAAGGAAAUAUGCGACAAAGUUGGCCGUAUUCUCGACGACGUCGUCGAUAGCAGGUCUAAUGGCCCUAUAACCCGCAAUGUCGAGCGUAUGAGGCGUAUCGCCCGUGUUGCCUCUCGCCGGAAGUACCUCGCCGUCGAUUUGAUCGAAGAGGUGCUCUACGAUGCCGAGCUUCGCUUCGAUGCCGACGGCCACGAACUGCGGCCUACGCACCUGCAGACGGCCGAUGCUCGCAUGUCGGUGUGGCGGGCUAAAAACUGGGACCUUUGGGCCCUUGGCCUCGGCUGUACCGUUGUCCUGCCUCUGGGCCUUGUCUUUGCCAUUGGUAGUGUUCGGGCCAAGAAGGGCGAUGUCCGCUCGAUUUUCACCACUGUCUUGAAUACUGCACGAGCCCUGCUUAAGGGGUCGCAUUGA
Messenger RNA from Grosmannia clavigera kw1407, 1737 nucleotides. Its product is annotated as udp-glucosyl transferase family protein. NCBI's taxonomy places the organism in Eukaryota, Fungi, Ascomycota, Sordariomycetes, Ophiostomatales, Ophiostomataceae. The record is from RefSeq and is a predicted model, not a curated record. The coding region runs from base 1 to 1737 and encodes 578 amino acids. The transcript has 2 exons. Gene Ontology annotation, molecular function: UDP-glycosyltransferase activity.